Messenger RNA from Myripristis murdjan (pinecone soldierfish), 1976 nucleotides. It is a transcript of the gene card9, whose product is annotated as caspase recruitment domain family, member 9. The record is from RefSeq and is a predicted model, not a curated record. Lineage: Eukaryota; Metazoa; Chordata; Actinopteri; Holocentriformes; Holocentridae. Bases 83 to 1660 code for a protein of 525 amino acids. Gene Ontology annotation, cellular component: cytoplasm. Gene Ontology annotation, biological process: regulation of apoptotic process; positive regulation of canonical NF-kappaB signal transduction. The transcript is spliced from 13 exons. Gene Ontology annotation, molecular function: CARD domain binding.
GACAGACAGACAGACAGGUGUGUCAGCCUGUACAAACUAGCAGGUGACUGACUGUGUGUGUGUGUGUGUGUGUGUGUGUGUGAUGGACAGUGUGUGUGAGGACGACGUCUGCUGGCUGCAGCUGGAUGAGUUCAGGCUGCUGCUGAUCAAAACCAUCGAGCCGUCAAUCAUCACGCCGUACCUCCGCCAGUGUCAGGUGAUCAGUGCUGAGGAUGAGGAGCAGAUCUUCAACGACCCGGCGCUCGUCAUCCGGAGACGUAAAGUCGGAGCCCUGCUGGACAUCCUGUACAGGACGGGGGUCAAAGGUUACACGGCGUUCCUGGAGAGCCUGGAGCUGGACUAUCCUCAGCUCUACAGCCGCAUCACCGGGAAGGAGCCCAACAGGACCUUCAGCAUCCUGAUAGACACUGCAGGUGAGUCUGGUCUGACUCAGUUCCUGAUGUCGGAGCUCAGUCGCCUGCAGAGGGCGCUGCAGGAGGAGCGGAGACGCCGCCAGCAGGCCUGCUCCGUCGCCAAGGACCAGGAGGCGUGGUCGCGGCAGCAGCAGCUGAGGGAGCGCGAGCUGCGGCGCCUCACUGAGCGCGUGCAGAAGCUGCGGGAGGAGCGCGAGCGGCUCAGCGAGGAGCUCAGGCAGCUCAGAGAUCACAACUACAGCCUGAUGGCCGACAUCAACACGCUGGGCCAGGACAAGAACCACGCCCUGCUCGCCAACCGCGACCUGCAGAUCGAGUUGGAGCGUCUGAAAAACACUCUGAUGCGUGCAGAGAGUGAGACACGCCUGCUGAGACGACGAACACUGAGACCCCUGCAGGAGGGCAGGACCCCCCCUCCGCCCACCCACACCUCCCUGCACGGCAGGCGGGAGGAGCAGCAGGAGGUGCAGGAGGUGCAGGAGGUGCAGCACAGGAGGGAGGAGACGCAGGAGCAGAAGAAGGAGGCGGAGCCGCCGAAGACGAGCCACAACCUCCUCGCCUCCGUCUUCAAACUGAGAAGGGAGCUGCACCGCGCCGAGGAGCAGCGAGCCAGGACGCAGGAGGAGAAGGAGGAGGUGGAGCUGCGGUGCGCCCGGCUGAAGGGAGAUGCUCAGAUGUACCGGCAGAGGAACAAGCAGACCCUGCGGCAGCUGGAGGAGGUGAUCAGAGAGAGAGACAAGGCGCUGGCCAGCCGGGCGGAGCAGCAGGAGGAGGUGCGGCUGCUCCUGCAGGAGAAGGACCAGCACAGGGAGCAGCUCCGCCAGCUCACCGAGAGAUCUGAUAGGCUGGAGCUGCUCCUGCUCCGCGCCCAGGGGGAGGAGCUAAAGCUGAGGACCCGCCUCCGCAGACUGACCUGCAACUCCCACCAGGGUGAGAGGAGUGUGAGCAGUGACGAAGAGGAGGAGCCGGCAGAGAGCACUGCUAAAGGCAGCAGUGAGGACGUUCCCAGCGUGACGUCGGGGGAGAACGAGGCGCCGCCGCGACACGACUCUGCUGCCGAGCCCGGGGAGCCCAGCCCCACUGCAUCAUGGGAGGCCGACCUGUCGGAUGGUCACUCGAGGUCUAAAAGCCGACCGAACUUCCUGUACCGCAGGAAACGAGCACUCCGGUCGAAGGUCAUCCGCAACGAGUAUGCUGGCUGUAACCUUGACGACAGCAGUGGGACUGACAUCACAGACUCUGACUGAGCGUGCACGCACACACACACGCACGCACACACACGCACACACACACACACACACACACACACACACGCUUUGUGCUUUCUGAUCUUUUGUCCUUAGAAGAAAAUCAGACGUUUAAACAGAAGUUUACAUGAAAACACUUCAUAUUAUACACUGUUAUGGUAUUAUCACAGUGGAUCACAUGAACACACACACACACACACACACACACUCACACACACAUCAGAUCACUAAGAUCUCAUGUCCAUCUGGUGGGAAAAUCUCCCUGUGACUUUAGGAUUGCUCACAUUUCCCACACUGGGCCGGAGAAAAAAACACA